Molecule: messenger RNA, 204 nt
Organism: Linum tenue
Lineage: Eukaryota; Viridiplantae; Streptophyta; Magnoliopsida; Malpighiales; Linaceae
Source: the annotation of a GenBank genome assembly
AUGGAGCCAAGUUUGACAGACUUAGUGGGCUUCCCGAUGAAGUUCUGCACCAUGUACUCUCCUUCCUUGAUACCAAGUGUGUUGUUCAAAGUAGCAUUUUGUCAAACAGGUGGAGAUCACUCUGGAAAACGGUUCCCGUGCUCAAUUUCGAUGGUGAAUCCUUCAACGAGCACAACUUCAAGGACCAUGUGGACGAACUUCUAA